AUGCAGCAAAGACGCACUUCAAAACCGACACCCAAGUCUUCUCAAUUCAAAAGAAUGCAGAAGCCAAGAAUGCAAGGAGGUUUGCACACAUUGGCAGCUGAUGGUACUCCCAACGGGUUCCACCCACCUACAGACGGGGUGUUCCGAGCCAUCCCCAACGUGGUUCCGCAGCCGAACGGCAAAAUCUUCUCCCAGCACGGGGUUUGGACGGCCACCAUCGAGAUAGUGGGGGAAAUGUACCAAGCGUACUUCGACUCGCAAGAAGACGCCUUGGAGGCUUUCAACGCGGCGGGCUAUGGGUAG
This is a messenger RNA of Ostreobium quekettii, 303 nucleotides long. The record is from the annotation of a GenBank genome assembly. Lineage: Eukaryota; Viridiplantae; Chlorophyta; Ulvophyceae; Bryopsidales; Ostreobiaceae.